GGCCGCGGAGCCCCCCACCGCAGCGUGCGCUCGCACGGGGCCCCAGGCGGCCCCAGGGCACAGCCAGGCACUGCCCGGGAGAGGAGCCGCUGGCCUGGGCACCCAUGGAGCAGGGCGUGAAGUGGGCCACAGAGCUGGUUGACCAGAAGCUGGAGGAGCAGGAGGGGCGCAAGAGCCAGACCCCCGAGAUGCCGCCGGCGGUGGCGAGAAUGGACACGCCAGAGCUGGAGGAUGAGAAGCGCCGCGGCCCCGUUCACUGGGGCAUCGAGGGGCUCAAGGGCCAGGGGCGGGAGCGGAAGAGCUCGCUGGACCUGCGCCGGGAGAUCAUCCACGUGGGCGGCAUCCAGUACCUCUUCGAGCUGCGCAAGACGCGCCGGAAGCGCAGGGUGGAGAAGGCGGCGCCGGAGCCCAAGCCGGAGCCCGAGGAGAUUGUGGGCCCUGUGGAGGAGGAGACGUUCCUGAGGGCAGCUGUGCAGGGCAAGAUCCGUGUCAUUGAGACGUUCCUGGGGGACGGGGGCUCCCCUGACACCUGUGACGAGUUCCACCGGACGGCCUUGCACCGCGCCUCGCUGGAAGGGCACAUGGAGAUCCUGGAGAGGCUGCUGGACCACGGUGCCACCGUGGACUUCCGAGACCGGCUGGACUGCACGGCCGUGCACUGGGCCUGCCGGGGGGGGCACCUGGACGCCGUGAAGCUUCUGCAGGACCGGGGCGCUGACCUCAACCUGAAAGAUAAGCUCAUGAGCACCCCCCUGCAUGUGGCGACCCGCACUGGGCGGACCGAUAUCGUGGAGCAUCUGAUAAACACAGGGGUGGAUGUCAACUCCCGGGACAGGGAGGGGGACAGCGCGCUGCAUGACGCCGUGCGGCUCAACCGCUACGAGAUCAUUAAGAUGCUGAUCCUGUGCGGGGCGGACAUGAUGGCCCAGAACCUGGCAGGAAAGACCCCCACGGAUCUGGUGCAGCUCUGGCAGGCAGACACCCGGCAGGCACUGGAGACACAGGAGCCUGGCGAGACGGAGGCCUCGGCGUGAGGGGUGGGCGGAAGGGCGCUGGGCUGGGGAUGGGAACGUGGCCCAUUGCACGACUCCCAGCUGUGUGAAUCUCGGAAUAAAACCCAGUGAACGAGAGUCAGUAACCGGAGUGAGCAUGGGGCCCGUGGGCUGCAGGGGCAGGUGUUACCUGGCUGGUUCUGUGUCGUCCCUCGGGGGUGGGGAGGGCGGUGCCCGGCUGGGCCCGAGUCGUCCCUUGAGGGGAGGGAUGCUGGGCAGGGCUGCACCAUUUUCUGUCUGGAUUCUUUUUCCUUGUGUUAAUCCCAUCCGAAGGGGGCAGCCCUAUGCAUCCUGCCCCCCCCAGUGCUCUUUUCAGUGCCAGAUCCUCCGUUGCUGUGACAUGCCAGGCACAAUCCAGACCAGUGAGUAGCUGGGUCACCCCAACCCUCUAACUUGGGGGGCCCUUUGCACAAACAGCCCCAGCCUGCAAGUCACCCGCAGCCACGUCUGUGUGUGCUGCGGCCGGCCAGCCAGCCGUCCUUUGGCUCCUGCCAGCCUUGGUUAUACUGCUGGGUGACCCCCAGCACACCCCCAGUUGUAGCUUUCCCCCUGGAAGCAUAUGUCCUGGACUGCCUAGCCCUCUGCUGGCCAAUGCAGGUCCAUUACUUAACUUGCCACCCCAGAUGGAGGUUCCCAGACACUCCAAUUUAAACACGCAGGAUUCGGUAAAACAAGAGUGAGCUGUUA
Messenger RNA from Chelonia mydas (Green sea turtle), 1739 nucleotides. RefSeq names its product ankyrin repeat domain 2 (gene ANKRD2). Gene Ontology annotation, molecular function: RNA polymerase II-specific DNA-binding transcription factor binding. Lineage: Eukaryota; Metazoa; Chordata; Testudines; Cheloniidae. Bases 105 to 1034 code for a protein of 309 amino acids. Gene Ontology annotation, cellular component: nucleus. The record is from RefSeq and is a predicted model, not a curated record. Gene Ontology annotation, biological process: regulation of transcription by RNA polymerase II. The transcript is spliced from 9 exons.